Molecule: messenger RNA, 2337 nt
Organism: Nezara viridula (southern green stink bug)
Lineage: Eukaryota; Metazoa; Arthropoda; Insecta; Hemiptera; Pentatomidae
Source: the annotation of a GenBank genome assembly
AAGAGACGUAGUUCAGCCCCUAGCCAGGUCGCCAAAAGAGCUUUACAGGAUGAUGAAUGUUCUCCAAAAAGCAAGAAAAGUCCCCUAUCUAUUAAAAAUAGGAAUACUUUAGCAUUGAUUUCUCCAUCGGUUCAUUCUAAUGAUGAGACUUCUCAAAGUCCUAAGACUUCUCAGAUCUCACAUCAUGAAGCCAGGAUACGAAUACUAUUGUCUAAACCUUUCCGAAUUCCAGUCAUUGGUUACACUGCAGGAACAUCAGGUCGUGUAUUGGGUAUGCGAAAAGAUGGAGUUCGACGGCCUUUACAUGAUCCUGAAGCUCCAAAUGCUUUAGUUCUUUACACUCCACCUCAAAUUUCAGCGCACGAUCGAAUAAGUCUUGAAAAAGAAAAGCAGCUUGUUCAUGUAGUUGUUGAUCCAGUUUUGAGUAACAUUCUGAGACCUCAUCAAAGAGAAGGUGUGAAAUUUAUGUAUGAAUGCGUUACUGGAGUACGUAUAGAAAAUGCUUUUGGGUGUAUAAUGGCUGAUGAAAUGGGUCUUGGAAAAACUUUACAGUGUAUUACCCUCAUGUGGACUCUUUUAAAACAAAGCCCACAAGCAAAGCCUGAAAUUGAUAAAGCAAUCAUUGUUGCUCCUAGUUCUCUGGUGAAGAAUUGGUGUAAUGAGAUACAAAAAUGGCUAUCUGGAAGAGUUAAUACAAUUGCAGUUGAGGGAGGUGGUGCAAAGGUAGUUGAAAAACAGAUUAGAGACUUUAUGUCAACACCAUCCGGUCGCAGAAACACCCAUCCUAUACUUGUUAUAUCUUAUGAAACAUUCAGGAUACAUGCCAAAGUCCUCCAUUCUUCACCUAUUGGUCUUGUUCUUUGUGAUGAGGGUCAUAGGCUAAAAAAUCGUGAAAACCAAACAUAUCUUGCUCUAACUGGCCUUGAUUGCAAAAGACGUGUGUUGUUAUCUGGAACUCCUAUUCAAAAUGAUCUUCUUGAAUAUUUUAGUCUUGUUCAUUUUGUCAAUGAGGGUAUCCUUGGAACAGCCCAGGAAUUUCGUAAACAGUAUGAAAUUCCCAUUCUCCGUGGUCAAGAUUCAUUGGCUUCUCAAAAGGAUCGGGAAGUAGCUAAAGAAAGAUUGGAACAGCUUAUUGGAAUCGUAAAUAGGUGUCUUAUCAGAAGAACUUCAGCUCUUCUAUCUCAGUACCUUCCUCUCAAAACUGAGUUAGUGGUGUCUAUUAAAAUGUCUUCAAUACAAGAAAUGUUAUACAAACAUCUUCUUGCUUCAGAUACUGCGCGAAAGGCUAUAAUAGAAAAUGAAGAUGGUGAAAAAUCAAGUAGACUUUCUGCUUUGUCAGUAGUAACUUCUUUGAAACAACUGUGUAACCAUCCAGAUCUUGUUAUGGAUAAAGUUUUAGAAGCUAAAGAUGGUUUCCAGGGUGCCAGAGCAAAACUUCCACCUGGUUAUGAAGAAUCUUAUAGAAGGAAAACUCUGAAUGUAGAAUUGUCUACUAAAAUGAUGAUACUUGAUUGUCUGUUAGCCAUUAUAAAAUCCACUUCGACUGACAAAGUGGUUCUAGUAUCUAAUUAUACACAAACAUUAGAAAUGUUCGAAAGGCUUUGCACCAUGCGAAAGUACCAAUAUGUGAGAUUAGAUGGUUCUAUGACUAUAAAGAAGAGAGGGAAAGUUGUUGAACAGUUUAAUAAACCAGAAUCUGGUAUUUUUAUCUUUAUGCUGAGCUCUAAGGCUGGAGGUUGUGGAUUGAACCUGAUUGGUGCCAACAGGCUUGUUAUGUUUGAUCCAGAUUGGAAUCCUGCGAAUGACGAUCAAGCUAUGGCUAGAGUUUGGCGAGAUGGCCAGAAGAAGCCUUGUUUUAUUUACAGAUUUAUUGCUACUGGAAGUAUAGAAGAAAAAAUGCUGCAGAGACAGGCGCAUAAAAAAGCCUUAAGUUCUAGCGUUGUGGAUUGCGAAGAAGAUGUGAAGUGUCAUUUUUCCAUGGUCGAGCUGAAAUCACUUUUCAUGUACCAAGAUAAUACUAAAAGCGAUACCCAUGACAAGCUGAAAUGUACGCGGUGUGUGAAUGGAAUUCAGACUAAAGGACCUCCUCCUGAAAGUGAUUGCACAGAUGAUUUUUCCAGCUGGCACCAUUGCUCUGAAAAGAGAUGGUUGAUAGAUCCAAUUCUCAAACAGUGCUGGGGGUCAGGCGUAUCGUUUGUUUUCUAUCAGCAUUCUCACAAGCAAAAACCAAUGGUCCAAAUAGAAAAGGAUGAAGAGGAAGAAAAAGAACAAGAAAAUGAGGACUGUGAUGAGGAAGAUUUGGAUAUAGUUAAAGAGAAUUCUGAAAAUUGUAUCUAG